Molecule: messenger RNA, 186 nt
Organism: Radiomyces spectabilis
Lineage: Eukaryota; Fungi; Mucoromycota; Mucoromycetes; Mucorales; Radiomycetaceae
Exons: 2
Coding region: 1-186 (61 amino acids)
Biological process (GO): mitochondrial respiratory chain complex I assembly
Cellular component (GO): mitochondrion
Source: RefSeq, a predicted model, not a curated record
AUGAAAUCCAAGGAAGUACGCGGACUUGCGAAAUUAUCCAAGGGUAUGGCUUCUUGUGCUGCCCAGGCGACAACCUACGGACAAUGCAUUGCUUCAAAGUACAAGGAUGUGCACAAAGACAUGUGCGUCAAAGAAUUCGAAGCAUUCAAAUCAUGUGUUCAGCAUGCGUUAAAGCGCUCAUGGUAA